Molecule: messenger RNA, 9975 nt
Organism: Branchiostoma floridae (Florida lancelet)
Lineage: Eukaryota; Metazoa; Chordata; Leptocardii; Amphioxiformes; Branchiostomatidae
Exons: 64
Coding region: 115-9432 (3105 amino acids)
Source: RefSeq, a predicted model, not a curated record
GGUAUAAAGGUUUGACCAUUUGAUCAGAGAGACUAUUUUGCGAGUGGCAAAGUGCAACCGCGAAAGAGAGUCUAUUUUUUCAACUGGUUCAAGCAUUCCACAAAGCCGCCAGACAUGGGAGUGGUCAGAUGGCUAGCCCUGCUGACGGUGGCUACUCUGGCCGUGCAGGCGGCAGUAGCGAAAAAUGCAGACUGUGGAGAGUUGGAGGACUGGCAGGAGUGUCUCUGUUCUAAUGACGACUACCAAGUCAGACACUUGCACAGGGGACUUUGGGUCUCCACAACCGUGCACGACAAGUCCCUGACCACAGCGUACAAUAAUGCACGCUUCCGCUUGUCCAAGUUCCUCAAUGGCAACAAUGACCGGGGAACGAAGAUCCAGCGACAGUCGCCGUACGUCUUACAGACCUUCAGUGGGAAGGAAGACAAGCGAGAAGUCACUGUCUCUGUUCUGCUUCCUAAGAAGCUGUGGAAGAUGCCACCUAUUCCAAAAGACUCUAAGGUGGUCUUGGAAAUCAUUCCAGAAACGAUCAUGUACGUCAGGAUCUUCCCUCAAAAGGCUGCUGGUUUCGUGGCCGACAGGGAGGCAAAGAGAUUUUUCCAGUUGCUCAUCAAGAACGAGGAACCUAUCAUUGGUGUGGAUGACUACUACUACAUCUUCCAGUACAAGAGGUCAUCCUCCAAGCCCUCAGUCAACGAGAUUGCCAUUUUCGCCACCAACAAGCACCUCCACGAGUUCUACAGCAUGGCGGAGGGAGUGGACAAGAGUGACACCAGGCUCCCCAGAUGCCUCCAGAGAGACUGCAGCCCCAACCACGACACCUGCGGCGUGCACAGCGUGGUCACAUGGUCCAAGGAAGAUGAUGUCAUCAACGUAGAUUUGGAACGAGAGUGUCAGAAGGACCUGUGUACUGUUUCUCAUGCCUGUGAAUACAAACUGGAGAAAAGCUACACACCCAGCACAGAAGUGCGGAAGUAUUUGGAACCACAUCUGCUGCUGGUUCCAGUUGACACAUGUAAUGUAGAGGAUGUGAAUGCGCUGGGUCAACCUAUUCUAUUUGAGUAUAUGAAAGAUCUUGGCUUGAUGAAGGAGUUCUCCCAGAUGUACGUCAGCAUUGCAACAUGGGCCAGGGAAAAUACCUGGAAUAAGAAAUCCUGUCCCAACCAAUUUGGCUACUUGUAUCCUGUUCCCGCAGACUUCAAGGGUGAUGCUACGGAAGCAGUCCUGAAGUUGUCUUAUAAAAACUACAAGACGGCAGUCAAGUGUAUGGCUGGGUACGCUGAUGAAAAGACGUUGUUCGACAUGGCGCAUAGACUGCGUGAGGAUCUGCACAAGUUUGGUGUGGACCACUGUGCUGGCAGCUUCAAUAUUGGCCAGUAUAAUAGCCAGUCACGACUUUUCAAUAGGCUGAAUGAGGUGCUGCUUGAUGUUAAGCCUUCCUGCAGUUGGCACGAAGGUGACCCCAUUGUAGACUUCAGACUUCCUGAGAACAGACUUGCAUCUGUGGAGCCCCUGAGGGUUGGACAUCACUGUGAUCAUUCUGAUGAUGAGGACCAUCAUCACUCCGACUGCCUGGUACCCCAGACUGUGAAGCACUACGGGAAAAUUGAGGAGAAGAUAUACAACAAAGCUGGUGCAGUCUUUGUCACUAUUAAGGAAUGCAGUGCAGAAGCUGCUGAGAGGAAAGCUAUGAGCAUCAUCCUUAAGUACAUCAAUGGUCACAACAAAGAGGACGUCAGUCUGAAGAUCCUCAAGCCAAUCCUCACCCUGACUCCCAGAACCUGGAUUUCUCACCAUGAGGCUGAUGACUGUGACUUGGAAUACGCCACCAUCGCCUUUUUACCAGAAGAACAACAAGACAGUCCACCAGAGCCUCUUGAUGACAAAGUAAUCACUGUAAAGGCUGGUGACUUUGUAGCGUAUCAACUGCCGUACCACGUUCCACCCGGAGAUGAGGUGUUUGGGCACCACUUUGAGGAACUGGCUCGUAACAUGUCUUUAUCUAUGAAUGACUUGGGCUUGGCAGGGAAAUACUUCAAGACUGGUGGAGUUGCAGACUAUGACAUGGGCAGUGAUACCGAUGGGGAGCACUUCAAGGAGAUCUGGUUCCUGAAACGGAGUGAUGUAUUAGAGCCCUUCUUCAGGGGGUCUCCAGAAGACAGGACCUACCCUGAGGGUUGUCCCAGUGACACCUGCUAUGUACCAGAGAUCCUGGGGGAAAAUGCUGGAUUCAUUGAACACAAGUUCCACAAUGACUACUGGGUAUGUAUACAGAGUAGUGAUCACACUUGUGACCAUCCAAGUAUGAGUCGCUCCAUGGUGAAAGCCGUUCUAGAGUACUUCACUGGUAGCAACGAGGCUGGUGCUAAGGCCAACAAGUUUGUGGAGCCUGCUGUUCGUACGCACACCUUAAAGACACCCCCGGCUGAGAGGGCUGCAGGUACCUGUAAGGACACGUUUGAGCUCUGUGCACCUGUACCAAAGGGCUUCUCAGAUGGAGAGCCUCCUGCACCAACAAAUGAUAAGGUGGUGAUUAAGAAGGGAGAGAGUCUACAAACUUAUGUAGUGAAGAAAUCUGGGUCCGUGGCCCAGGGGUUGAUAGAUGAAGCCCUGAAGGAUGUCCGUGAGAGCCUGGAUAAACAUGGGAUGCUGUAUGAUCAGUCUGUAGAUGUUGUCUACACAUACAUUGGAAAUGGAUGGUCUGAAGAUGAGGAACAUCAGAACUUCUACGCUGGCUAUGCCAUGGCACCGUGGGGCAAUGGACUUGGAACAGCGGACGUUGUUAAUAUUUUCCCAUCAGACUGUCCACAUGACACCUGUUUCGUCCCAGAGAAAAUUGCAGAACAUCACGGAUUUGCAGAGCACAAGUUCAACAUUGGAAACUUUGCUUGUGCGAAGGGUGAAGUAGAAGACUGUGCCAACCCAGCAAUCACCGCACCUAUUUUCACUGCCAUCAGGGGUUACUUUGAGGGCAAGAAUGAGGCAGAGGCAACAGCAGGCAUUAUACAGCCUGGUGUUUUUACUUGGACUUACAAGACAGGAAAGGCAGAGAUCGCUGCUGGUAAAUGCAGGGACUUGUAUGAGUUUUGUGUGCCUAUUCCACGGGACUUCUCGGACAACAAGAUUCCAACUCCCACUGAAGAUGUGGUUUACAUCAAGACAGGAGCAUCCCUGCAGACAUAUGUGACAAGAAAGAUGGGAUUCAGAGAUUCUGAGACAUACGCAGCAGCAAUUGCCAGAGUGCGCAAGGGCAUGGAUGUGGAGGGUCUGGAAUAUGACCAGAGUGUUCAUGUUUACUAUGGGUUUGGUGGACUUGCUGAGGAAGGUGAUUUUGGAGUGCUAUUUGCUGGCUUCGCCAUGCCUCCAUGGGGCAAUGGACUUGCAAAUGAAGUUGCUGUAUUCCCUGCUGACUGUCCAAAUGAUCUCUGCUUCCCACCAACAGACCUUGGAGAACAUGACGGUCUGAUUGAACACAAGAUUGAUGCCGAUAACUGGGUUUGUACAAAGAAGGCUGUGACCAACUGCACAGAGUGGGUGGAUCAUAAAGAUAUGUUUCCAACCGUCAGGAGAUACUUUACCGGCAGCAACACAGCAGGACUGACCGCUGAUCUUAUCUUCCCCGCACCCACCAGUUACAUAUCGAAAACAAAUGAGACUGAGAUUGCUGCUGGCAUCUGCAAAGAUGAGUUUGAGUUCUGUGUGCCCCUCCCAAGGGAAUAUCAGAAGAAGGAACCACCAGCACCCACAGAUGAAGGGGUUUACAUCAAGAAGACUAAAGGCUUCAAGUCAUACGUCGUGAUGAGGAAAGGAUUCAAAACACAUGAAGCCAUUCUGAAAGCCCUGAAGACUGCACGUAGGAGCCUUGAUGAUCACGGAGUCAACUAUGACUCGAGUGUAGAUGUGGUGUACACUUACACUGGACCAGCUGAGGAAGAAGACUACCAGGUGUUCUUUGCUGGGUAUGCUGAUCCUGACUGGACCGAUGGACUCGGCAAGGGACUGACAGCUUUCCCCGAGGACUGUCCAAGUGGCACCUGCUUCUUACCCAAUGCUGUUGACUCCCAGAAGCACAAGUUUACUGCAAAGUACUGGAUUUGCUACCAGAGUCCGGUGUACAACUGUGGUGAGCCAGAUCUGGACCCGUACAUCUUCCAUGCCGUCAGGAGUUAUUUUGAAGGGAACAACAAAGCAGGAAUAACGGCUGACAUCAUCCUACCUGGUAUCACCACUUACAUAGCCAGAACAUCCCAAGCUGAGAGGGUUGCUGGUGUAUGCAAGGACGUCUUUGAAUUUUGUGUCCCCUACCCAAGGAACCUGGAGUAUCAACAUCCUCCUGAACCCAAGAGUAAAAUGGUGUACGUAAAGAGUGCAGAAAAGCUCCAAACAUUCGUCACCAGAAAGUCAGGAUUCCCGACCCAGGAAGCCAUUAAUAAGGCUCUGUCAGAGGUUCGCAAGAGCCUGGACAAAAAGGGACUUUCAAACGACCAGUCAGCCAAUGUGUUCUACAACUUUGAUGGCCUGAUGGAAGACCGAGAUUAUCAGGUGUUCUUUGCCGGGUAUCCCAAGGCUCCUUGGGGAGACGGACUUGCGACUGUGGUUGAGGAAAUCCCGCCAAGCUGCCCAAACAAAACAUGCUUCGUCCCAGAAAUAGUUCAAACACAUGGACCGUUCUUGGAGCACAAGUUCGAUGCUGAGAACUGGGUUUGUGUGAAGAGGAAUGUGAUCCACUGCAGACAGCCUGAGCUCUCCCCAUCCAUGUACAAGUCCAUCCGGAGCUACUUCCAGGGUAACAAUGAUGCAGGCAAGAAGGCAGACAUCAUCCUCCCAGGAAUCACUACUUACAUCUCUAACACUACGGAGAUCGAGGCAGCCGCACAGCUCUGCAGAGACAUCUAUGAGUUCUGUGUACCUCUGCCUGAGGACUUUACAGAAGAGUCCAUUCCUUCUCCAACUGAGCAAGGGGUUUACAUUAAGGAGGGGGCAAGCCUACAGACUUUUGUGACAUCACGGGCAGGAUACAGAACCCAGGAAGCAAUCGAAGAAGGUCUCAAGGACGUACACAGACGGUUGGAUAGGGAGCAGCUUGGGUAUGAUCAGACUGUUGAUGUGGUUUACACCUAUGCUGGACCAUCCGAGUCUGCGGACUACCAGAUCUACUUCGUCGGUUACGCCAAGGCUCCUUGGGGAAACGGACAUGGAGAUACACCAACAACCUUCCCAGACAGCUGCCCAAGUGACACCUGUUACCUUCCAGAGGUUCUGUCAGAAAGAAAGGGUUUCAAGGAACACAAGUUUAAUGCUGAGAACUGGGCUUGUGUGCAGCACAAUGUGACAGACUGUGGGAAUCCCCAGAUCACUAGCUCUAUGGGCAAGGCCAUCAGGGACUACUUCAGUGGCAAGAAUGCAGAUGAACUGAAAGCAGAUAUAAUCUACCCUGGUCUCAGUACUCUCUCAUGUCUGACAACUAAAGCUGAGAAGGCGGCAGGUAUCUGUAAAGACCUGUUUGAGUUCUGUGUGCCGCUGCCGAAGUCAUUCCUGGAAGGGGAUGCUCCUCCUGCUCCAACUGAGGACCUGGAAGGGGUUUACCUCAAGACAGGCAGUCUACAGGCAUAUGUGACCAGGACAACAGGGUACAGAACCCAGAAGGCCAUCGGAAAAGCUCUGAAGAGAGUUCGCAAGAGCCUGGACAAACAUAACCUUGACUAUGAUCAGACCGUUGACGUGGUGUACACCUAUGGCGGACCGAACGAGGAUAAAAGGUAUGAGGUGUUCUACGCUGGGUUUGCCAAGGCACCUUGGGGAAACGGGCGCAGACAGACUGUUGUGGACAUCCCCGCCAGCUGUCCUAGUAGCAGCUGCUUCGUCCCAGAAACCAAGGAAGCCCACAGCAUGCUGGAACACAAGUUUGAUGUCGAAAACUGGGUGUGUGUGAAGAGGAAUGUGAUCCACUGCGGUCCUCCAGAACUCUCUGCUUCUAUCUUUGAGAGUAUCAGGGCUUACUUCAGUGGUGGCAACAAGGCAGGGAAAACAACUGAUGCCAUCAUGCAGCCUGGUGUCAAAACUCUGACAGCAAAGACAGGAAAGAAAGCGGCUGCUGGUUUUGAGUGCCACGACACCUUUGAGUUCUGUGUACCUCUGCCUGAACAGUUCAGUGACCUGCCUGCUUCCACUGUGCCAGGGGUUUAUCUGAAGACAGGAGCAAAGCUUCAUACGUAUGUGUCAAAGAGGACUGGCUUCGAAACACAGACAGCGAUUGACUCAGCCCUGCACCACGUUGACGACUGUCUUCACAGACACGCUCGUGAAUUUGAUGAGACUGUUGAUGUUGUCUACUCCUUCACUGGCGCAACUGAAGCCCAUGACCACAAAGUAUUCUACGUGGGCUAUGCCAAGGCACCGUGGGGAGACGGACUGGGAAACGGAGUCCUGGCCACACCAACAGACUGCCCUAGCAACACCUGCUUCCUCCCAGAAAUCACUGCAGAACACAAGGACAUCUUUGAGCACAAGUUUCAUGUUGAAAACUGGGUUUGUGUGAAGAGGGUGAUGACUGACUGUAGUAAGCCGGACUUCUCUACAGCUGACUUUAAGUACAUCAGGAAGUACUUCAGUGGCAACAAUGCAGCAUCACUCAAGGCUGAAGUCAUUCUUCCUGGAGUCACUACUUACACAAAGAAAACCCCAGAGGAUGACAUUUCUGCUGGUAUCUGUAAGGAUGUGUAUGAGUUCUGUGUGCCUGUACCAAGAGACUUGAAGGGAGACCCUCCAGCUCCUACUGAUGAAGGGGUUUACAUCAAGAAGGGAGCCAGUCUGCAGACAUUUGUCACAAAGACGAAGGACAGGAGAACCCAGGCUGCGAUCAACGAAGCUCUGACCACCGUACGGGAGGACCUGAACACACAUGGGCUGGACUAUGAUCAGACUGUUGACGUGGUGUACUCGUACCAUGGGCCGAGUGAAGACCACGACUAUCAGGUGUUCUUUGCAGGCUAUGCCAAGGCACCGUGGGGUAACGGACUUGGAGAGGGCGUUGUGGCCUUCCCCAAAGACUGCCCAAACAAUAACUGCUUCUUGCCUGAAGUUCUUAGUGAAGAUGAUGGCUUCAUCGAGCACAAGUUUGAUGCUGGAAACUGGGUUUGUGUGCACAAGGAGGUGACAGACUGUAGCCAUCCCCAUCUGGACCAGUCUAUGUCCACUGCCAUCAGGAACUACUUCAAGGGAGAAAAUGAGGCAGGCAAGACUGCAGACCUCAUUCUGCCUGGAGUCACUACUAUGACACAUAAUGGCAGCACCUGCCCCACCAUGUUUGAGUUCUGUGUUCCACUGCCGAAGGACAUGCAGGAAGGGGAACCACCUGCACCAACUGACAAGGGGGUGACGAUCAAGAAGGGUGCCAGUCUCCAGGCAUACGUGACCAGAAGGACAGGAUUCAGGGACCAGAAGGCCAUCAAUGACGCCCUGUACGCUGUCACUGACAGGCUAGACAAAAAUGGUCUGGAAUAUGAUCAGACAGUUGAUGUGGUGUACACCUAUGCUGGUCCGAGCGAGUCCCAGGAGCACCAGGUGUUCUUUGCUGGUUACGUCAAGGCUCCCUGGGGAGACGGCCUGGGAAAGGGUGUGGUCGAUUUUCCCUCCAGCUGUCCAAGUGACACCUGCUUCCUCCCAGAAACUGUGGGAGAGAAGGAAGGAUUCGUGGAGCACAAGUUUGAAACUGAAAACUGGGUAUGUAUGAAGGAGGAUGUGAGAAGGUGCGGACAUCCGGAACCAUCCAUGGAUACCUUCCAGGCUAUCAGGGGAUACUUCAGUGGCAAGAAUGAUGCGGAAAAGAAGGCAACCUAUGUGUUCCCUGGAGUUACUUCAGUCACAUUGUCUAAAACUGUGCAGCGUGACCGUGCCAUCGGAAUCUGCAAUGAUGUGUUUGAGUUCUGCGUCCCUCUGCCCAAGGACUGGCCACAGGACGAGCCACCAGUUCCCUCUGAUGAACAUGUUUAUAUAAAGAAGGGAGCAUCUCUGCAGGCGUAUGUGACCAGGAGGAUAGGCUUCAGGACACAGGAAGCCAUCAGUGCGGCACUGCAGACUGUACGAGACAGCUUGAACAGGCAUGGGCUGCAAUAUGACCAGAGUGUUGACGUGGUCUACACCUACACUGGGCCGACUGAAAACCAGGGCUAUGGGGUCUUCUUUGCUGGAUAUGCUAAGGCUCCAUGGGGCAACGGACUUGGGGAGGGAGUGGUCGACUACCCGUCUACCUGCCCCAGUGACACAUGCUUCCUGCCAGAGGUCGUCAGCGAAAACGAAGGAUUCAUCGAGCACAAGUUUGCUAUUGAAAACUGGGUUUGUGCGGAGAGACAGGUCUUUGACUGCGGAGAGCCUGAGCUGAGCCCAUCCAUGUACAGAGGCAUCAGGAGAUACUUCAGUGGUUACAACGAGGCCAAGGCAACAGCAGAUAUUAUAGUGCCUGGUCCCUCCAGUUACAUAGCAAAGACAAGCACUUACGAAAGAGACAUUGGUGUCUGCAAUGAUGUGUUUGAGCUCUGUGUACCAGUCCCUGACAGUCUGAACGAUGGAGAACCACCCGCUCCCACAGAAAAGGGGGUUGUGUUGAAGAAGGGAGCUACCCUGCACACCUAUGUGACCAGGAGGACCGGAUACCUGACACAAGGAAUGGUCGAAGAAGCAUUGGAUAGUGUGCAGCACAGCUUGGAUGCACAAGGACUUGACUAUGAUGCUAGUGUUGAUGUGGUGUACGACUUCAUGGGACCAACCGAACAAGAUGACUACAUAGUCAACUUCAUUGGGUACGCCAAGGCUCCCUGGGGAGGUGGGCUGAGGAACGAAGUGAAGGAAUUCCCAGAGGACUGUCCCAGCGACACUUGCUUCCUUCCAGAAACUGUGGGGGAGACAGAUGGUUUAAUCGAGCACAAGUUCACUGCAGAAAACUGGGUGUGCGUGCAGAGGAAUGUGAUAGAUUGUGGUGAGCCGGACCUUUCUCCAUCGAUGUUCGAAAGCCUCAGACACUACAAGAUUGAAGCAGGAAUGGACACCGGCACAUAUCAACCUGGUCUCACUGCUUUGAUGUCCAAAACUGAGGGAGCUGACAAGCUUGCUGGUUCCUGUAAGGAUAUGUUUGAGUUCUGUGUGCCUCUGACCAAGGACUUCCAGGAGGGAGACCCACCAACUCCCACAGUCAAGGGGGUUGUGCUGAGGAAGGGAGUGAGCUUGCAGACGUAUGUGGUGAAGAGAACUGGAUACAGGAGCCAGGAGGCCAUCGACGGAGCACUCCACAGUGUUCGUGAGAGCUUGGAGGGGUCCGACACGGAGUAUGAUCAGACUGUAGAUGUGGUCUACUCCUUUGCUGGGCCGACUGAAAACUCUGACUACCAGGUGUACUUCGCUGGUUAUGCCAAGGCUGGAUGGGGAGGUGCAGAGUAGCAGGGAACAUGAGAUCUAUCUGUAGCAGAAUCAUUCUUUUUAGUUGCCAAUUCCUUCAGCAAGAAGAAAGAGCAGUACUCUGAAAUAGAAACAUUUUUGUUGUCAACAACAUUACUUACAAAUGUAGAUGAUGUAGCUGAUAUGAUUAUGCAUAGCACUAGUACUAGGUUAUAAGAGCUUGGUAGAAAUGUUCAGUUUGAAUUUACAUAUUUUUGCACUGUAAUUACAGAAGAAAUGUUACUAUGAAAUUGAUACUUAAAUCUUAAAGUCAACAAUGUCAACAACUUUGAAUUCAGUUAGAUACUAGUUAGGCCAUAGCUUGGUAAAGUAUGCAAUUCAAGUAAAAAAAUUGAAGUUUACAAAUCAACUACUAUAUAAGUAAAUCAAAAAGGUUCUUUUGCAGUAAUCAUUUCUGUGCAAGGCAAUGAUUCUAAGGUAAUAUUGUUAGCAUCUAGUUCCUAUGCCAGACAUGUUAGGCAAUAUCUGUUUGUGUGCUUUUAUAAGAAUGUAAUUAGUGUCUGAAUAAAGAGGAAUCAAACAAGA